GCACUUGGGCAUUGACUCAGAUGGAAUCCUCUGUGGGCCGACCAUCUAGGAGCUGCGGGGAUAUAGUCAGAUUUCCCGAGUGAAGCCGAGGUCUGUCUCCACUGGUCUGUGGAGACAGACUGCCCUGCUGAGGCAGGUGCUGGGAUGCCAAGUCCUGGUAACUUGACUGUACAGAUGACAUCAGGUCAGGGGAUCUCAUGGUCCAGUGGCCGCUGCCCUCACACCUCACCCCAGGAGGAAGACAUCUGCUUAUCAUAAGGAAUCACCUUUCCUCCACUACUUUUUAGUCCCAUGAGCAUCCCAGACCCACAAUGUCCCCUCCCCACCUUCCCUCAGCUGGUUGGAAUGGCUGGUGUCUUGUCUCCAUUCACUGCAAGGGAGGGGUGCACCCCGGGAAGCAGAGAGUCAAGAGGGAGGGAAGAGACAAGCAUCCCCUGGGGAACAGGCUGCGUCAAGGUGCUGUGGCCAGCAGGGCUCCUUCGACGGCUUCAUGGAUUCUCCAGUCUUGAGGGCAGAGGGACCAGAGCCUGGGAGAAAGCCCUAUGACCACAGAUGAGCCCUGCUGGUCUUGAAGCCCAUAAGAGAGGGUGUGUUCUCAUUUGCUCAUUGAAGCUCUCCAGUGAAGGACAGAAGGGUGAGGAGGUGCAGAAGUGGAGCGUCCAGUGUCUGGGGAGUGGAAGAGAGCCAGACCCCCCCCACCACACACAUAUACACCCAGGCUGAACUUUUCCUACAAUCCAGUUGUUCAGUUAUAAAUGGGAGGGGGGGUGUUUUUGUUUGUUUGUUUUUGAAACAGUGUCUCAGUAGUUUUCCCGGCUGGUCUUGGCCUCAGUUCUCUUGCCCCAGUCUCCCCAAGAGCUGGGAUUACAGGCGUGAAGGUGGAGGGCUGCUUGCUGAGGGCGCACCUGUGGGCAUAGUCGUGGCGUGUUUUUCAUGCCCUGGCCUCGUUGUGAGUGCGGUCUUAGGUUUGGGCUAGAAUCACGGGAGAAGAUACAAGCUCUGCCAGAGAAUGCUGAGUCCACUCAAGGGGGUCUUCUAUGGGACGUCCAGGAGGGGUGGCAUGGAGACAUCGUGGGGUGAACAGGCAGGGACAGGCCUCCUUGGAGCCAGCCGCGGAGCCUCGCUCCCGCACUGGUGUAGGGUGAACUCAGGCCAGGCGCCCGCGCGUCCUCUCAUUCGCCCACCUUGCAGCUCGGCCUACGACGCGCGGUUGCGCCAGAAGGUGGCUGUGAAGAAGCUGUCUCGCCCUUUCCAAUCGCUGAUCCAUGCGAGGAGGACGUACCGUGAGCUGCGCCUACUCAAACACCUGAAGCAUGAGAACGUGAGAGGGCAGGCCAGUGGUGUAGGGACCGAACAACGGACGCCGCCUGGUCAUAGGGCUUCUGGACGUCUUCACGCCCGCCACCUCCAUUGAGGAUUUCAGCGAAGUGUACCUGGUGACCACCCUGAUGGGCGCCGACCUGAAUAACAUCGUCAAGUGUCAGGCACUGAGCGAUGAGCAUGUUCAGUUCCUGGUCUACCAGCUGCUGCGUGGGCUGAAGUAUAUCCACUCGGCAGGCAUCAUCCACCGGGACCUGAAGCCCAGCAAUGUAGCAGUGAAUGAGGACUGCGAGCUGAGGAUCCUGGACUUCGGGCUGGCGCGCCAGGCUGAUGAGGAGAUGACUGGAUACGUGGCCACACGGUGGUACCGGGCACCAGAGAUCAUGCUGAACUGGAUGCACUACAACCAGACAGUGGACAUCUGGUCUGUGGGCUGCAUCAUGGCUGAGCUGUUGCAAGGAAAGGCCCUCUUCCCUGGGAACGACUACAUCGACCAGCUGAAGCGAAUCAUGGAGGUGGUGGGCACACCCAGCCCUGAGGUUCUGGCAAAGAUAUCCUCGGAGCACGCCCGGACAUAUAUCCAGUCUCUGCCCCCCAUGCCCCAGAAGGACCUCAGCAGUGUCUUCCAUGGAGCCAACCCUCUGGCCAUAGACCUCCUUGGAAGAAUGCUGGUGCUAGACAGUGACCAAAGGGUCAGUGCAGCGGAAGCCUUGGCCCAUGCAUACUUUAGCCAGUAUCAUGACCCUGACGACGAGCCAGAGGCCGAGCCUUAUGAUGAAAGUGUCGAGGCCAAGGAGCGCACACUGGAGGAGUGGAAGGAGCUUACUUACCAAGAAGUCCUUAGCUUCAAGCCCCUGGAGCCAUCCCAGCUACCCGGCAACCAUGAGAUUGAGCAGUGAGGCAUGGCCUGAGGGGAGGCCUGAGCCUGUCCCCUUUCUUCCAGCUUUCCAGUCUUCCUCAAGAGGUGCCUCUCAGGCAGCCCUGCCACCUAACCUGGGACCCCUUUGCCUUGAGAGGACUCUACACACACACACACACACACACACACACACGAAUGCACGGAUGUGUACCUAUGCCCACCAUUAUGUGUCUGGAGUCUGAGCAGUAGUGUUUCUGGACCUGGCUUGGUCCACCCAGAUUCUCCUGGGGACCUCAGUGUGUGGCAUCUGAGUCUGUCCCUGUCCCCGCCCAGAUCUCUUCUGUUCUUGAGGACUAUCUGGAUUAGGAGGAAGGCAAAUGGGCCAGGGUCCCUGGAGUGUCUGAGGGAGGGACACUCACUGUAGAUGGAGCUGCUCAACCUGGAAAUGAAGGGCUGAAAGCUGAGGCAGGGCCAGUGCCCCACCCAACCGAGUAGAGUCUCCUGGGGGAUGGCGAGGCAGAGACCACUGCCAGAUGUCUAAUCAGAAAAGCCUGCUGCAGCUUUGCCUGAGAUAUGUGGGCAAAUGGGCGUGAGUGCGCACUCACGGUGUACACCUCAGAGCACAGGCAGAUGUGCUGGUGUGUAUGAGUCUGUGAGUCAGCAGCCAUUUCUGGCAUGGCACCCAAGCUGGAGGCACUCUUCUCUCCCCGCUCCCAGCUGUGAACUAGCCUAAAGGCUCUGAGAGGUGCCAGGAGUUUUUGCUAGAGUGUGGGAGCUGCAGCAGGAUCCUGAAGCACAAAGGACACAGUGCCAGCUGGGAAGCUGGUGAAGUAAGGGGUUCUAAUCUCAAGAGAUGCUCGGUGGUUAGCACCCAAGGAUAUGAACUUGGACAUUCUUGCCCCUGGACCUUGACUCAAAGCUGACAAAUGUCUGUCCACAUUCUACCUCCACCUACCUUUGUAGUUCUGCAGCUGGUCUGGGGUGCUGUGGUCUGUGAGUCAUUCCUUUUUCCCUUUCCCCAGAGAGGAGCUGACCAAGUAAUUUGUGAGGUGGGACCCUGUUUGAAGACAUGUUGGGGGUAUGGCUCCUCCCUGAAGAGACGAUGAUCUCUUGCUAUCAGGGACCAUGGGACUCUGGAUGUCAAGUGCCUGCACCGAGCGUGCACAAUAAAGGGAUUUCCUUCUUGCUCUUGUGUGGAAGGCUCCAGGUCUCGUU
This is a messenger RNA of Meriones unguiculatus (Mongolian gerbil), 3394 nucleotides long. It is a transcript of the gene Mapk11, whose product is annotated as mitogen-activated protein kinase 11. The record is from RefSeq and is a predicted model, not a curated record. The transcript has 11 exons. NCBI's taxonomy places the organism in Eukaryota, Metazoa, Chordata, Mammalia, Rodentia, Muridae. Gene Ontology annotation, cellular component: nucleus; cytoplasm. Gene Ontology annotation, biological process: intracellular signal transduction; protein phosphorylation. The coding region runs from base 1449 to 2219 and encodes 256 amino acids. Gene Ontology annotation, molecular function: ATP binding; MAP kinase activity.